AUGGGCGACCGAGAAACACUCAUCUCCAUGGGCUUUGCCCAAGAUCGCGUGGAAUGGGCACUCAGAGAUACGCCUCCAGGCGCAGACUUGCAAACACUCAUGGAUCACAUCUUUGAGCACGAAGCACAGGCGGUACCACCACCUCAAGCGUCCCAAACCUAUGGUCCUCCAAGCCAUCCACCUCCGCCACACCUCCAAGUUCAAGCUCCACCCCUCCCACCAGUUACUCCAGAUCCAGUACAGCCGACUUCUUCAUUUGAAAGUGACGCCGUCCAACGCUACGCCGCAUUUCUCGAAGAUCACAAGGAGCACCUCAAAGAGGCCCGCACGGACCUGAUUUCUGCAAUCGCGCUUCACGCUGUCAUUACUCGCUUUCUCAAAGAGGAAGGCGAGCGAUGGCGGAACGAGUUUGGGUUGCCCGCACCAGCACCCGAAGAGAGUACCUCUACAACUCGGUCCUCGCAAGACGCCUCGCAAGGGAAUCGAGAGGAGACUUUGAAAGUGGAAGAACCCGGUCCCGUUAUUACGGUAGAGAAUACCGAGGAACAAGAGGAACAGAAACCAAAGUCGGACGUAUACGACCCCAUCGCCGUCUACGAUCCCACACGCCCUCGAAUUCCACCACUCGAAUCCGGCCAAGAGUUUCUGGACCGAGUUAUCACAGGCUACGACGCAGACGAACCAGUGGAAAAUGCCAAGAAACGUGCAUGGGAGAUUCAUCCUCGGAUGUCAGAAGAAGUCUCCAAUCUUCGCUGGAGUAGCGGCAUCUUCGACGCGACGCCGUACGACGACUCGUUUAACCGUCGUGCAGAAGCGCAUUCGGCCAGACUCAGCGAGCUCCACUUGCGAGGCGACUGGGAUACAGCGAAUCGAUUAGAAGAAGAAUAUUCAGAGCGCGAGCGCGUUAUUCGACAGCAAAAGAAUCGAAGCGACUUUGAAGACUAUUGUCGCAAGUACCUCAACCCUGCGAGAGAGAUGGUCCACAAGGCGUUUGCGGAUAUACAUCCAAUCUAUGCAGAGCUACAGGGAUACCUCGAAGAGGACAAUCCAGAGCUCGAUGUUGUUCGAGCCAUUGCGGCUCUCGAGCAGGUCUCCGAGACUAUGGAAACUGGAAUGAGGACGCUUGCGGAGCUGGAAGACGAUCAUAUGCGCCGUGAAUUUGAACUCCAGCGCGAGGUUAUCACAGACGACAAGAGUCGUUCUGAUCCAUGGGGAGAUGCCUCCAAGUUUGAGAAACAACAUGAGCUCAGACUUCUCGAGCUCAAGGCCCAACGUACUGCACAGAGAGCGGAUCGUCGAGCACCCUUUUUCGCCCUCUCUACACGCCGGAUCAAGGAAGCCAUUGCCGUUGUGGACAGAGACCAAGAGCUACUUCAGCAGCAUCUUCGUACACUGCUUGAUACAGUUCCUCCAACAAUCCCAUUGGACCAAGAAGAAGCUCGGGCCAAAGAGGGUGAUACCGCGCCUUCCAAGGUUCCACUCCCAAGCAUCGAAUUACACGCUCAAAUUACGUCCGCACAGUCUUCGCUCUGGUCAGUACACGCCAUGACCAACGACAUGCGCUCUGUGCUUCGUGGGUUGGAGCGCAAGCAAAUGUGGGAGAAACGUGAAGACGACUUAGCUCAAUUAGCCGCUUCGGAGACGCGUGCUGGUCGAGGCGACAAUUGGUAUUUUGGUCCUGGAUCUGCCAUGCGUGAUAGAGGCGAGAAAGAGGACGAGGAAACGGAGCGCUUCUACAAGGAUCGCGAGAUGCUUGUGCUUCAAAAGUUGACCAUGGGCAUGACGGCACACGGACCGAUGAAGUCGUCGGUGAAUAUCCCCAGUGGGAGUGGAGGAGACUCGACAGCUGCUUUGUCGGCGAUGCAGAAGAUGAUGAUGCAACAACAGCAGACGCAAAUGAUCUCGAAUAUGAUGUGGAGCCAACAUGCUGCGCGCAUGUCGGUCAUCAAUAACAUUGGGUCCUCCAACUCUUCUUGGGUGGUCAAAUACUAUUGA
Messenger RNA from Serendipita indica DSM 11827, 1995 nucleotides. The record is from the annotation of a GenBank genome assembly. NCBI's taxonomy places the organism in Eukaryota, Fungi, Basidiomycota, Agaricomycetes, Sebacinales, Serendipitaceae.